Messenger RNA from Clonostachys byssicola, 1074 nucleotides. The record is from the annotation of a GenBank genome assembly. NCBI's taxonomy places the organism in Eukaryota, Fungi, Ascomycota, Sordariomycetes, Hypocreales, Bionectriaceae.
AUGGCCGAGUUCGUUCGCGCCCAGAUCUUUGGCACAACUUUCGAGAUCACCUCAAGGUACUCGGAUCUCCAGCCUGUGGGCAUGGGAGCAUUUGGUCUCGUAUGUUCUGCGCGAGAUCAGCUCACCAACCAGAAUGUUGCCGUCAAGAAGAUCAUGAAGCCCUUCAGCACCCCAGUCCUUGCCAAGCGAACGUACCGCGAACUCAAACUGCUGAAGCACCUUCGACAUGAGAAUAUCAUCUCCCUCAGCGAUAUUUUUAUUUCCCCGCUAGAAGAUCUUUACUUUGUCACAGAGCUCCUCGGGACCGAUUUGCAUCGUUUGCUCACCUCAAGGCCGUUGGAGAAGCAAUUCAUUCAGUACUUUCUCUAUCAGAUCAUGCGAGGCUUGAAAUACGUCCACUCGGCGGGUGUCGUCCAUCGGGACUUGAAACCAAGCAACAUCCUCGUCAACGAAAACUGCGAUCUGAAGAUUUGCGACUUUGGCCUGGCCCGUAUCCAAGACCCGCAGAUGACCGGCUACGUCUCGACGAGAUACUACCGAGCCCCCGAGAUCAUGCUCACAUGGCAAAAAUACGACAUCGAGGUGGACAUCUGGAGCGCUGGCUGCAUCUUCGCCGAGAUGCUGGACGGGAAGCCCCUCUUCCCUGGAAAGGACCAUGUGAACCAGUUCUCCAUUAUCACUGAGCUGCUGGGCACACCUCCCGAUGAUGUCAUCAACACAAUCGCCAGCGAGAACACACUGCGGUUCGUCAAGUCGCUACCAAAGCGAGAGCGCCAGCCCCUGAGGAAUAAGUUCAAGAACGCCGACCCUGCCUCCAUUGACCUGCUCGAGAGGAUGCUCGUAUUCGACCCCAAGAAGCGGAUAACAGCUACAGAGGCUCUUGCCCACGAAUACCUUGCGCCAUACCAUGACCCUACAGACGAGCCUGUGGCGGAAGAGAAGUUUGACUGGAGCUUUAACGAUGCUGAUUUGCCAGUGGAUACUUGGAAGAUCAUGAUGUACUCAGAAAUCCUAGACUACCAUAAUGUGGAGGCCAACGUUGCUAAUAUGGAGGAGGGCUUUGGCGGCCAUUAA